This is a messenger RNA of Rhizophagus irregularis DAOM 181602=DAOM 197198, 661 nucleotides long. The record is from RefSeq and is a predicted model, not a curated record. NCBI's taxonomy places the organism in Eukaryota, Fungi, Glomeromycota, Glomeromycetes, Glomerales, Glomeraceae.
GGAAAUCUUCCCUAUAUAGCACCUGAGGUUAUUUCUGGAAAACAAACUACAAAAGCAUCUGAUAUUUAUAGUGUUGCAAUGCUUAUGUGGGAGAUUUCAUCUGGACAACCACCAUUUAUUAAUUAUGAACAUGAUUAUGAUCUUGCAAUAAAUAUAAUUAAUGGAAUAAGGCCAAGAAUAAUAUCAGGAACUCCUUUAGAAUAUAAAAAUUUAAUUGUACAAUGUUGGGAUGCCGAUCCAUCAAAAAGACCUAAUAUCAGUAAACUUCUAAGAAAAAUAAGAGAAAUUGAUUUAUCAUAUCAAAACAUGCCAAAUGAAUCAUUUCAAACCAAUAUAACUAAUAAUUUAGAAUCAGAUUAUACAAAUACACAUAACAAAUUAUUUGCAAGUAAAAUUCACCAAUUUGAAAAUUUUCCUGAACCAAGAAAUGCGACUGAAGAAGAACAAGAAGAAUUUCACAGUAAACCACAUGAUUUUCAUAUUCCUGAUAAUAUUGAUGAUUUUGGUAAAUCAAAUACUAAUCGGAAAAGCAGUAGUACAUCAACAAUAAGUGAUAAUUUCGAAGACGAUAACAUAUACUUACUAACAAAAUUUAAUGAAUUACAAAUAAAUUCAGCAAAUGAUACUCACAAUAAUUUUAUUAAAGACGAAACAAUACAAC